Messenger RNA from Grammomys surdaster, 2148 nucleotides. RefSeq names its product V-set and transmembrane domain containing 4 (gene Vstm4). The coding region runs from base 10 to 969 and encodes 319 amino acids. The record is from RefSeq and is a predicted model, not a curated record. The transcript has 8 exons. Lineage: Eukaryota; Metazoa; Chordata; Mammalia; Rodentia; Muridae.
GGCGGGAAGAUGCGGCUGCGGCUCCUAGCGCUGGCGGCGGCCGUGCUGCUGGGUCCGGCCCCGGAGGUAUGUGGUGCUCUCAAUGUCACGGUGUCCCCAGGGCCUGUGGUGGACUACUUUGAAGGGGAAAAUGCCACACUCCUCUGCCACAUCUCUCAGAAGAGACGAAAGGACAGCUUACUGGCCGUGCGCUGGUUCUUCGCCCCCAAUGGCUCUCAGGAGGCCUUGAUGGUGAAGAUGACGAAACUCCGGGUGAUUCAGUACUAUGGGAACUUCAGCCGGAUUGCCAACCAACAGAGGCUACGCCUGCUAGAGGAACGCCGAGGGGUGCUGUACAGGCUUUCCGUCCUGACGCUCCGGCCCGCGGAUCAAGGGCAGUAUGUCUGCAAAGUGCAAGAAAUCAGCAAACACCGGAACAAGUGGACAGCCUGGUCCAAUGGUUCCUCGGCCACAGAAAUGAGAGUGAUCUCCCUCAAGGCUGCUGAAGAUUCAUCAUUUGAGAAAAAGAAGGUGACUUGGGCAUUUUUUGAAGAUCUCUAUGUGUAUGCUGUUCUUGUGUGCUGCGUGGGGAUCGUCAGCGUUCUGCUCUUCACUCUGGUCAUUGCCUGUCAGUCCAUGUUUCACAAGAGGAAAUCAAGAGUGAGACAUUAUUUGGUGAAAUGCCCUCAGAACAGCUCAGGGGAGACUGUCACCAGUGUGACCAGCUUGGCCCCGCUGCAGCCACAAAAGGGUAAGAGGCAGAAGAAAAAGGUAGAUGUUCCACCUGCAGUCCCUGCCAAAGCACCGAUAGCCACCACUUUCCACAAACCAAAGCUGCUGAAACCACAGAGGAAAGUCGCUCUGCCCAAGAUCACUGAGGAAAACUUGACCUAUGCGGAGCUGGAGCUGAUCAAACCACACCGGGCUGCCAAAGGUGUUCCCACCAGCACCGUGUACGCACAGAUCCUCUUCGAGGAGAACCAGCUGUAGUGACUGUCAUCUCUGUCAACUCUCUGGCUGUCAUCUGUGCUCCCAGUUAUUUAGGACACUCAGAAACAAAUGUCCUAGUUUUGUAUUUUCACCUGUGCCUUCAGUGUGAUGGGGAUCCCCUUCCCACGGCAUUCUGAUGUCUGCUAAGAGGUACGUGCUUCCCAGAAGAGAAGGGCCAGCCCUUGGCCAUGUCUUCCAAGACAAGAGAUCCCUGGCCUGGUGCUGAGUACAAGGACUCUGCUUCUGAGAGCACCUGCUGAGCCAACUGUAUCAAUUUUUCCUCUUCUUGUGUCUUAGUUUUGGAGGAAAAUCAAAUCUUAAUUUUAAUCAGCUGCCCUUGUUCUGUGUAAGACAUCAAGCACCCAGUUUAUAGCCACAGGAAAUGCCUGUAAAGGUCACAGAGAGUGGGGAGCGGGAGAGAAUAUAUAAACUCAAUAGUUCUCUGAGGCUCUAGGACACCCAGGGCAGAGCAAUCUCCUGGUGGUGAUGGCAGCAGCCACUUGUGAUGACAUCCACUGUUUUUAAUAGACGCUUUCAAGCUGGCCAUGUGAGGACAGAGGUGCUGAUGGUUGAAAGUCUGAGGUCUGGCUCAGAAAAUUCUGGUACUCAUGUCUUUAGAUCCAUACUUCAUCAAGGCUGUAGAUCUACAAGAACAGCAUUGUAACGUGUUUGUCCCCCUUUGGCAGAAUGGACCUAGAGUGCUAGGAAGACAUAUUGUUCUCUCUUUCCAAAGACUCGAGUGUGGUUCCAGUGGGUACAUCAUGUAAGUGAGCAAAGUGUGCCAAACUUAGUCAACUCCCAUUCAAGAGAGAGCACAGCUUUUCACCAUUCCCUCAGCAUAGCAAUGAAAGUACAAGCCAAGCUGGGAAAGUGUCUAGAAGGAUUUAACUCUUGGCAAGUGCUUUAGCCAUCUCAGCCUUGGAUGAGAACCAUGAAUGCCUUGGGUGGACGUCAGGGGACCAUGAGGCAUAAGACUGUGGGGAAGUUGCUCUGUGGUCCUAAACAACAAACAAAAAUGUCAGACUUAAUGGAAGUAAGAGUCAUCUUGAUUUCCGCAGUGCUAUUAAGGAUGUUUCUUGAUGUAUGUGUACUCUGGUGGCCACUUACUACACACUAUAAACAUUGUUUGGCUAUGUAAUUUUACAAUGUAUAUAUGAUAAAUUAUCUAUUUUAAACACA